Solanum lycopersicum (tomato) is the source of this 1809-nucleotide messenger RNA. RefSeq lists its product as uncharacterized. NCBI's taxonomy places the organism in Eukaryota, Viridiplantae, Streptophyta, Magnoliopsida, Solanales, Solanaceae. Gene Ontology annotation, molecular function: glycosyltransferase activity. The record is from RefSeq and is a predicted model, not a curated record.
GGAUUGCUUUUCCAAAUCUUGCAUCCUGUGCGUAUCACUUGAGUAAGAAAUGCUAACAUUAGCUUUACGUCAACUAGUUAUUUCAAUAGAAUAAUAGAUUAACUUCCAAUAUCGAGACUAAGAUUUGCCACAGAAAUAUUCAGCUCUAGCAUAACUGAUGGUAAUGGAAGAUCAUCUCAAGUUAUGCACACAAAGCAAGAGAAAAUGCUUCUCCACAAAAUUCAUCAGUAUCUUUGUUUUCUCCUUGUUCCUGGUUAUCAUCCUUUUCCAAAUCCAGUAUUCAUCCCCUUUUGAGUUCUCUUUAUCAGCAAGACCCCAAAGAUGGGGUUUUCUUUCUCAAGAAAAUAACUCUGGUGUUAUCAAGACCAUGACUGAAGAACUCAAAACCUCUGUUACUUUCCUCCCCCUUAUAGACCUUAGAUUUAGAGAAACAGCCACAACUGGCCACACAUGGUUUAUGAGCUCUUUGAAUGACACACUCGAGGAAAAUGAGACAGAACACUUGUAUUUCCCUUCCAAAGCAUCCAAAGGACGCCUUCUUUGCUUUAAAGGAAGGGAUAUUAGGGAUGGAACAAAGAAUUCAUAUGCUUUGGCAUGGCGAGGAAGUCUUCCAGAAUCCGCUAUUCUAUUGGAAGGCCUAACAUUUGUAUCGGACACAUACUACAACCACGAAAAUCUGUGGCAUGGAAUAUGUGCGAUGACUCCUCUUGUAAGAUGGUCAAUGAAAAAUGAGUGCUUGAAGCCCGCAAGAUGGGUGCUAUUCCAUUGGGGAGAACUGAGAUUAAAAAUGGGAUCUUGGCUUCAACAACUUAUGCAAGCUAGUUUUGGUAAAGUCAAGGUGGAAGGAUUUGAUAGAGGAGAUGUACCUUACUGUUUUGAAAAAGCCAUUGUCAUGAGGCAUGAUCUAGGCCAAAUUACGCGGGAGAACAAGCUGAAGGUGUCCGACCAUUUGCGCUGCAAAGCAAGGAGCUAUUGUGGCCUUAAUCCUGCAGGCAAAGGUACAGAGACGAAUGAAAGAGGAUUUCCAAUUAUAAGACUUACACUGUUAAUGAGAAGAGGUUCUCGCUCUUUCAAGAAUGCAACUGCUGUGAGUGAUAUAUUUGCAAAAGAAUGUGCCCGAGUUGAAGGCUGCAUUCUGCACAUAGUUCAGUCGGAAGAUUUAUCUUUCUGCGACCAGGUGAAAGUGCUGACCAACACUGACAUUGUUGCAUCUCCACAUGGAGCACAAUUAACAAAUAUGCUCUUCAUGGACCGCGAGAGCAGUGUAAUGGAGUUCUUCCCAAAAGGAUGGUUAGAGAAUGCUGGUGUAGGACAAUAUGCUCACCACUGGAUGGCAGAUCAAUCGGGGAUGAAACAUCAGGGUGCCUGGUGGGAUCCAAUAGGCAAAGAUUGUCCGUCGCCACAAGAUCAUCUGCAGUGCUUUCUUUUUCAUAAAGAUGGCAUGGUUGGACAUAACGAAACCUAUUUUGCAGAAUGGGCAAGAAGAGUGAUUGACCAGGUUAGGCUAAGCAAGGUGGGGCAACCCUCUGAAGAUCAAGCAAAGCAACAACAUGAUUCAAAAGCAUGUACCUGCUAGCUUACUGUUAAAGCAUUAAAUAGCAUAAAUAAGGGUAGACUUCAUAAGAGUUAAAAUCAUAUGUAUACACUGUUUUGCCAGACAUCAUCUGUAAAACAGGCUCUGUUAUUUUAACGAAAGAAUUAUAUAACAUACUCCAUUGCACCAUAAUCACAUUUUUCUAAGGUAAGCACCCACUGGUCAUUGUCAUAUAGCAAGUAUUACAAAGAACAAUAAAAUGAAAAGAAAAAGGU